CCGGAACGAACGAUGAUCUGAAUCGGUUCUCUGGCGAGAUGCAGUUGUUUGUUCGGCUGGGCGAUAGAAUAGAAGAUGGGUGGCCGGGCGCUCAAGCGAGAAAUAAGGUAACCACCUAUUGGUAACCACACACCUCCGCCACUGCAUCUUGCACAAGCAUGCUGAUCUGCCUGUGUGCUUGCAGGUAGCUGAUGUGUGUAAGCAGCUGGACGAUGUGUGCCAGCAGCUGGACGUCCCAUCCGAUGCGCUCCGGCUGGCCUUCGAAGGCAUACUGGUACAUCCACACACGCGACAAAAGAGCAACGACAUAGAUAGAGUGCCACAGGAUUGCAUGUGUUUUCUUCCUCUCUGUCCGUGUGUGCACCAAGCAGCUUGAGCCCGAGAAGAGCCUCCACUACGGCAUCGAUCAUGGCUGCACGCUGAGUCGCUACUUCGUCAAGUCGGGCCGUGUGUGGCUGGUGAAGUCACUGGGCGAGGCCGCCGCAGGUGCACAGGCGGACGGACAAUGUUGCGGGAUGGAUCAUGCACAUGGAUGUUUGCCUGCGGCAAUCAGCCUACUUCUUCCCAUUCCCGAACUCCAUUCCCCUUUCUGAAAGGGAUACAUUGGAGGUGGGUGUGGGCGACACACAAACACACAAGGGCACGGCAGCUGGUGUACGUGUGCUGUGAACGGCAGCUGGAGAUCCCUAGCAGAUGUCUUCACAAUCGUCUUCGGCUCGCCACCGCUCACGGCAGAGGCAAAGAGCAUGUACGCAAACAGGCACGCAGGCAGGCAGACAGGCAGGCACCACACAGAUGAGGCAGACAUCAUGUAUGUGUUUCCUUGACGUGGUCUUCUGUCGCCUUCUUUCGCAGAUCCUGCAGGUCGUCGGCUUGAGUGGCAGGCUCAUGCCCAUAUUCGGGCUCUUCCAAGUGCUCUCGGCGUCGCGUGUGCGGAAAAGUACGCACACACCCACAAAGGCGCACAGGGAGCAUGAAGCACACAUUCUCAACUCUAUCUGUGUGCAUUUGCAUGAGCAGUCGCUGAGUAUGUCAAGUUCCAGCUCAUGCGCCAUCUGAGGGGCAUGCAGAGCACCAUUCGGCCCCUCAUCGAAGACGUCGACCGCGAGCUGAUCGACGAGGAGGCCAUCCGUGUCAUCCAGUGCCGUCUGAUGGUGUCUUCUGCUGCUGGGGAACUUCGACUCUUGGCGGAGCUGGCUGAUGUAGGCCACAGCACUCGUUUCGAUCGGCUGCUUGUGUCCAUCAAGCACACACAUGGCAUGGAUGCUUGUCGCAUUUUCAGGCGAGUCGACAGAUCGCAAUCCUCAAGACGACCGCCCAGGACCAGCUCAACGAGCUCAGGUGGACAUAAGGCACACACGCACACACGUUGGCAACAUAGAUCCAAAGCACUUACUUGUCGCCGUGUGCUGCUCAGAAACAAGGACGAGGCCGUGAGUGAGCUGACGCGGCGGGAGGAGUCUGCCAUGUGUGAGACGAAGGACCAGAAGAAGCAGAUCUCUGUCCUCACCAAGACUACCCGGGACCAGGGGGCCACCAUCGGCAAGCAGGCGGCGACAAUUGAGGAGCUGCAGGGCUCCAGCAUCAGCAAGGACGCCGAGAUCGCUCGGCUGGGGCGCCAGGACGCAUCGCUCGACGCAGAGCGGCUGCGGGGCGACCGACUGCAUCAGAUCAGCGCCGCCGCGAGGUGGGCUGCAUGGUGACCAACAUUGACGCAGAGAUGGCCCGACUGACGAAGCUCAAGGGCGCGGCCACCUCUGCGCUGGCCGAGAGGGAGAGGGCGGAGGAGGAGAGUGAGGCCGCCUGCAUGGCAUGCCUGUCAGAGCCACGGGCUAUCAUUCUGCCAUGCGGUAUGUGUGUGAUGCGCUAUGCACGGGGGAGGGAGGGGAGAAAAAACACACAGUCAUUGUGUUUGUGCUCGGUGUGUCUGUAUGUAAUCAGGGUGCAAGUGCUACUGUGCAGCGUGCCAUUCUCGCAUUCUGGCGGGCCCGCCACAGCGCAAUCCUGACGACAUGAUCGAUGAGGAGGAGGAAAAGCCAGAACCGACACCAAAAUGCCCCCUGUGCAGAAAGCCAUUUUGACUCAUGACACAGACAGCCGGGCGGGGCAAAGAAAGGGGCGAGUCGUCUUGGGUGUUCCAUGACCUUUUCCGGGUGAAGACGUCGCGCAUCAUGCCGAUUCAAUGGGCAUUCAUCCGGCCGAUAGCGCGCAAUAGCCGAGCGCAAGAGUUUACGACGACGUCGU
Vitrella brassicaformis is the source of this 2244-nucleotide messenger RNA. Lineage: Eukaryota; Vitrellaceae. The record is from the annotation of a GenBank genome assembly.